AUGGCCGAAUUGAAAAUAUGCGGAAUUUGCUGCGGGUCCAUUUGUGACAGAUACCUAAUGAGAGUCGCGGAUGUUUUCUAUCACGAAAGAUGUCUUCUGUGUUCCGUUUGCGGAAUUCGUUUAUCUCAUACGUGUUUCACGAGAGAUUCAAAAUUAUACUGUCGACUGGAUUACGACAGGCUUUACGCUAAAAAAUGUUUGGGAUGCAGCGAAAGGAUCAGCGCUGACGAAUUAGUUAUGAAAGCAUUGGACAGCGUUUUUCAUUUGAGGUGUUUCAUUUGCGUCGUUUGCGGCGUUCGACUCCAGAGAGGAGAUCAAUUCGUCAUUAAACAAGGACAAUUGUUUUGCAGGCCGGAUUAUGAAAAGGAAGUUGAAAUGCUUCAGGGGUAUGCCCAAGGAGAUUUCACCUGUGAUGAUUUACUACCGUCGUCUAGAAAUCAAGAUGGAAGACGAGGACCCAAAAGGCCGAGAACGAUACUCACGACUCAACAGAGGAAAGCGUUUAAGGCAUCGUUCGAAGUCAGUCCGAAACCUUGCAGAAAGGUACGGGAAGCCUUGGCCAAGGACACGGGACUCAGCGUGCGGAUAGUACAAGUUUGGUUUCAAAAUCAAAGAGCUAAAAUGAAAAAAAUACAGAAAAAAGCGAGGCAGGAAAAUAAAAGCAAAGAUAGCGACAGCGGAGACGACAGAAAACCUAAACUCAAAGAGGAAGACAGCAAUGAAAUUUUGUCGAAUAAGAAGAGAUCACUAAGCAGAACAGUGGUUUCCCGUGGCAACCUACAACAUCCGAGAUCUAAAAACCAGCCAAAUGAUACCAACACAACAUUACCGACAAAUGAAAAUUACCUACAAGGAAAUUCAAGUUCGGACGAUCACCUGCAAUAUUUACCGAUAAAAGAAGAAUUGUUAGACAAUGACGAUUCGUCAUUUAUUAAAAUAUCGUCUGUUUUUCACGCAGGCCAACCUUACCAGAGAGAGAGAAAAUUUAUUGCAGACGGAGGACACGAGAAAAUGAACCCUGGAUUUCUGGGAUUCCCUUACUCCGAUUCGACUUUGGAACCAGCCGCAACCGCUCACCAAAUAUUUAUCAAUCAAGGACCACCGCCUUUGGGCCUCAAUCCCAUUGACAGACUAUAUUCAAUGCAAACAUCGUAUUUCUGCGGAGAAGACACGCAAAUGGUGGACCAGUAG
Messenger RNA from Pediculus humanus corporis (human body louse), 1191 nucleotides. Its product is annotated as Insulin gene enhancer protein ISL-2, putative. NCBI's taxonomy places the organism in Eukaryota, Metazoa, Arthropoda, Insecta, Psocodea, Pediculidae. Gene Ontology annotation, biological process: neuron differentiation; regulation of transcription by RNA polymerase II. Gene Ontology annotation, cellular component: nucleus. The transcript is spliced from 7 exons. Gene Ontology annotation, molecular function: RNA polymerase II transcription regulatory region sequence-specific DNA binding; DNA-binding transcription factor activity, RNA polymerase II-specific. The coding region runs from base 1 to 1191 and encodes 396 amino acids. The record is from RefSeq and is a predicted model, not a curated record.